AUGGCAGAGAAGAAUUUGUUUUCUUGGACGGCUUUGAUAUCUGGGUUGGUACAGAGUGGACAAUGGAUUGAUGGGUUUAAUCUCUUCAUUGAAAUGAGGAGAGCAGGGGUUGAUAUUGUAGACCCUUUUAUUCUUUCAAGCAUUGUUGGAGCCUCAGCUAAUUUAGCAGCAUUGGAGCUUGGAGAACAGAUUCAUUGCUUAGUUUUAUCUCUUGGUUAUGAAUCUAGUUUAUUUGUUAGUAAUGCACUUGUUGAUAAAUGUAGUGACAUACUAGCAGCAAAGACCAUUUUUUAUACUAUGUGCCGAAGAGAUAUAGUUUCUUGGACUUCAAUUAUAGUUGGGAUGGCCCAAUAUGGACGAGCAAACGAAUCAUUGUCUCUGCAUGAUGAGUAUUAUGGAGAUCCGGGUAGAUUUCUGCAAAUCAUCACAAAUCUCAUGGGUAAUUCAAUCAAGAGGGCCGGAAGCGCGGCGGACCUGGAGAGCGACGAAGCGGGUGGCGGAAUCGUUUACGGUUCGAUAAUUGGGAGGGAGCAGGUUGGUGAUGAGAGCGUGAACCGUUUCGACGAGGUUGUCUCUGAUCCAAGAGACUGUACAGAUUUCUACGAUGACAGCAGUUGUAUCGGAGGUGAGAAGAUUGUCGUCGACUUUGAAGACGAACUUGUCGUUCCAGGUUGGGUUCGCAUUGCCGUUGCUAUCGACUCGGGUUGUUUGUUUGUGGUCGGGGCUAAGCCAUACGAUGGCAUUUUCAGCAGCUAUGUUGCUAUUGGAAUGGAAAUGCUAUUGGAAUGGAUGUUGUUUAUUUAUAUUGUUUAUAGGCUGUUAUUGGAAUGGAUGUUGCUUAAUUACAUUAUUUACAGGUUUUCAGCAGCUAUGUUGCUAUUGGAAUGGAAAUGUCAAGAUUUGAAGACAGAGCAACUGUUUCUGGAAGCCACU
Camellia sinensis is the source of this 933-nucleotide messenger RNA. The record is from RefSeq and is a predicted model, not a curated record. Lineage: Eukaryota; Viridiplantae; Streptophyta; Magnoliopsida; Ericales; Theaceae.